Messenger RNA from Theobroma umbraticum, 1732 nucleotides. Its product is annotated as Haloacid dehalogenase-like hydrolase (HAD) superfamily protein. Lineage: Eukaryota; Viridiplantae; Streptophyta; Magnoliopsida; Malvales; Malvaceae. Gene Ontology annotation, molecular function: 5'-nucleotidase activity. Gene Ontology annotation, biological process: deoxyribonucleotide catabolic process. The record is from RefSeq and is a predicted model, not a curated record.
AUAUUCUUUCAGGACCAUUUUGCUAUUGUCCCGGAGAUUUUCUCCUUUUCCACUAAAAUUCAAGAAGGCUAAAACAAGAGGAAGAAACGUGAGUUCCAAAUCACAAAUUUGCUGUAUUCUAUUCUUAAAUGAAAUCCCUUAAAUUUCUCCUUCUAAUUUGUCUGUUUGCCGCGCAGCCUCUCCACUCUUUUUCUCCGUUAACCCCCCAAAUCAAAAUCAACUUUGUUAGGGUUUCCAUUUUUUUAUUAAUUAAUCAAUUUAUCUAACCCGAUUUCUUUUUUUUUUGAAAUCUUUGUGCUGCGAGAUCAUCAUAAGUUCGUUGGCUUAAUCUACUCUUUUACUUAUCAUUUUAUUUUUCUGAGACGUAUUUUUUUGGGGGGAAAGCUGGAAUGUGAAAAGCUUCGUUAUGUUAAAGAAGCAAAGCAGCGGUGUUCGUUUCUUGUUCAAUCAAAUCUCUAGUUUUAACCGUGACGGAAAAGUUCAGUUCAUGGCGAUUUUAGCACGUAACGAUUUGUUUUCGAAGCAACUCCACACGUUGCCGAACGACCAACGCCGUUGCUUCCAGUUGCUCAGCAAAUUUGAUUCCCUUGAAAAUCACAAUGUCGGCGGUGGUUUCAAGUUUAACAGACCCGCCGCUGGCUUCAAUUUGACCCUUAAAAGUUGUUUCCAGGAUUCGCCUGGAACCUGGGAUCAGAAGGCACGCGCCUUUGCUCCCCAGUUGGCGCGUCAUUUAGAAAUUAUUAGCCAUAAUGAACCACCCAAAAUGGCGAAAUCGACGACUGAUACUGGUGGCGCGUGUCAAAGAGGGAAGCCUCUUGACUUUAAUGACAAACCUUUGCCUGAAAAGAUUGCGGUUGCAGUCGAUGUCGACGAAGUACUAGGAAACUUUGUGUCGGCUUUGAACAGAUUUAUAGCGGAUCGUUAUUCGUUGAAUCAUUCAGUUUCAGAGUACCAUGUUUACGAGUUUUUCAAGAUAUGGAACUGUUCUCGUGAUGAAGCUGAUAUCCGUGUCCAUGAGUUCUUCAAGACACCAUAUUUCAAGAAAGGUAUCCACCCUAUCCCAGGUGCUCAGGCGGCACUUCAUAAGUUAUCAAGACUUUGUAACCUGUCAGUUGUAACGUCUCGGCAGAAUGUGAUUAAGGAGCAUACAAUUGAGUGGUUAGAGAAGCACUUUCCUGGACUUUUUCAGGAGAUUCACUUUGGCAACCAUUUUGCUCUUGAUGGGGAGUCUAGACCUAAGUCAGAAAUAUGUCGGCUGUUAGGAGCCAAGAUUCUGAUUGAUGAUAACCCAAGAUAUGCUGUUGAGUGUGCUCAAGUUGGAAUCAGAGUUCUGCUUUUUGAUUAUGAGAACUCAUAUCCUUGGUCUAAAACAGAGUCAAUUGAUCAACAUCCUUUGGUGACUAGAGUACAUAAUUGGGAAGAAGUGGAGCAACAAAUAGUGUCUUGGAUUCUUAGUUCUUCUGCUCUGUAAGAUGGACUCUAUAGAGACUCCCACUUGAUAUACCUUAAACAUUUGAUAGUGCCGAAAAAUUCAGGCUUAUUAUUGAUUUGGAUGAAUCUACUACAAGGAGACCAGCCAAAUUAGGGUCAUGGGGUCUGCAUUGACUUUGCGGACAAAGCUGGAAAAAAUAUGGAUGAAAUAAUGCUUUUCAUUUUUUGCAUCUUGAUUUGCACGAUGCAGGAAAAGCAGUUGUCAAAUCGGUAAAACAUCAAUGUAAUUAGAAGUUCAUUA